Perkinsus marinus ATCC 50983 is the source of this 303-nucleotide messenger RNA. RefSeq lists its product as hypothetical. NCBI's taxonomy places the organism in Eukaryota, Perkinsozoa, Perkinsida, Perkinsidae. The transcript has 3 exons. Bases 1 to 303 code for a protein of 100 amino acids. The record is from RefSeq and is a predicted model, not a curated record.
AUGGAGGAGCUUGGUGUCACCACUGAGGGCGCAUUAACGGCUCUCAGAACACUGGAGGCGGCAUGUACGGAAGCUGUGGACCACGGAGGCCAUUGGUUGUGCCGGACUCGUUUUGAAGCCUCGACACUGGAGACGGCCCUGUCAGUAUUCCUUCGUCUGUUAUUGGUCGACUUGGAGCCGUCCUCUCAACUGGAGAGGCCCUUCCGUCGAGUCAAUGAACUCAUUGACGGCCACUUGAUGGUCACUUUAUGUCCGGACUGUGUGGAAGCCUACGUUCGGGCGGCCUCAGAGAUGACCAAGUAG